Ctenopharyngodon idella (grass carp) is the source of this 3042-nucleotide messenger RNA. It is a transcript of the gene cnga1b, whose product is annotated as cyclic nucleotide gated channel subunit alpha 1b. Gene Ontology annotation, biological process: monoatomic cation transmembrane transport. Gene Ontology annotation, cellular component: plasma membrane; intracellular cyclic nucleotide activated cation channel complex. NCBI's taxonomy places the organism in Eukaryota, Metazoa, Chordata, Actinopteri, Cypriniformes, Xenocyprididae. The transcript is spliced from 7 exons. Bases 688 to 2580 code for a protein of 630 amino acids. Gene Ontology annotation, molecular function: protein-containing complex binding; intracellularly cAMP-activated cation channel activity; cGMP binding. The record is from RefSeq and is a predicted model, not a curated record.
GUGUGUGUGAGAGAGAGAGAGAGAGAGAGAGUGACCCAGUGACUAUCCUGUGUAAUCCCAAAUCCUACUGUGCCUGUUUGAAAUCCUUUCGUGGUCCGUGAUCGUUUGGGAAUACUGAAAAAAAUUAACACAAUUCAGGAUUUUUUUUUUUUUUUUACAAAUGUUCUGCCUUUCAACAGAGAAAGUGUGUGAGAGAGAAUGAGUUCAUGUGUUUGCUGGUGUACCUGUGAUGAUGAUGUCAGCGCAGCGCUCAGGUGUGUGAAGGCAGUCAGGUGAGUCGUCACACUUUACUGACUCUACACUUUAUUUUUGUCCUUUCAAUUAAAAACUAAGGGAAAGUAAUGUCUCCACCAUCAAUGAGUUGUUUGUAUUUAUGACACACUGAGAUUUUUUAUUGUCACAGUUUCAGCAUAACUGAAAUCCAGUGUUUCAUAUUGUCUUUCUUCUUUUUAUCACUUGAGACAUUAUUAAAGUAAAUUAACAUUCCUCAGUUGAGUUUAUUUGGCUUUUUACAAGAUUCAUGCAAUUAAAAUGACACAUUUAAUGCAACUACUUUAUGAUAGUGAAUCAUAUGGAAAUUAAUCUAAAUCUCAGUUGUUUUAAACUAUCUCUGCACAGUUUAUAAAUGUGAAAUGUUCUUUGCUGCAGAAGUGUGUGACGGGCAGGUGGCCUGACCAAUCAGCUGCCAUGUCUGCACGAGUGAGGCCUCUGGUCCCGCCCAGAUUUCUCGUAGAGGGGGUGGACCAGGUUACCAUGGACACAGAGGACAUUAUAGAAAAAAAGCAACCAGAUGCUGGAACUCACUUCAACACCAACACCAACAAUAACAAUGAAGAGAAAAAAGAGAAGAAGGAAAAAAAGGAAAAGAAGGAAAAGAAAAAAGAAAAAGAUGAGAAAGAAAAAGAAAAAGAAAAAGAAAAGGAGAAAGAAAAAGAGAAAGAGAAAGAGAAAGAGAAAGAAAAGGAGAAAGAGAAAGAGAAACCAAAGGAGAUUGAAGUCGUAGAUCCAGCAGGAAACAUGUACUACAACUGGCUGUUUGUGAUCACAUGUCCUGUGAUGUAUAACUGGGUCCUCAUCAUAGCAAGAGCUUGUUUUGAGGAAUUGCAGGAGGACUACUUGAUUUACUGGUUCUUUAUGGAUUUCUUAUCUGAUGUGGUGUAUCUGUGUGACAUGGUGUUCAGGACCAGGACAGGUUAUCUGGAGCAGGGUCUCUUGGUGAAAGAUGAGAAGAAGCUUCGCGAUCGCUACAUGCAGAGCAUCCAGUUCAAACUGGACCUGGCCUCCAUGGUUCCCACCGACGUCUUCUACUUUUACUUUGGGCUGAACUACCCUGAGAUUCGCAUGAACAAGCUACUGAGGGUCAAUCGCUUGUUCGAGUUUUUCCAGCGCACCGAAACACGGACUAACUUUCCAAAUCUGUUCCGAAUCUCCAACCUCGUCAUGUACAUCGUGAUCAUCAUCCACUGGAACGCCUGCAUGUAUUACUCAUUCUCCAAGGCCAUUGGCUUCGGAUCGGAUGCGUUCGUGUACCCGGAUACCACAGACCCGGAGUUUGGCCGGUUGGUGAGAAAGUACGCGUACAGCAUGUACUGGUCCACCCUGACCCUCACCACCAUUGGUGAGACUCCACCACCCGUCAAAAACUCUGAGUACUUCUUUGUGGUAACGGACUUCCUGGUGGGCGUGUUGAUUUUUGCCACCAUCGUCGGUAACGUCGGUUCAAUGAUCACGAAUGCAAACGCGGCACGAGCAAAUUUCCAGGCUCGCAUCGAUGCUAUUAAGCAGUACAUGAGCUUCCGAAAGGUCACCAAAGACCUAGAGAAACGGGUCAUUAAAUGGUUUGAUUACUUGUGGACCAACAAGAAAGCAGUAGAUGAGAGAGAAGUUCUGAAGUACCUGCCGGACAAGCUGAGGGCAGAGAUCGCUAUAAACGUCCACCUGGACACUCUGAAGAAGGUGCGGAUCUUUGCAGACUGCGAGGCCGGGCUGCUGGUGGAGCUGGUGCUGAAGCUUCAGCCGCAGGUCUACAGCCCUGGAGACUACAUCUGCAAGAAGGGCGAUAUCGGCCGUGAGAUGUACAUCAUUAAAGAAGGGAAACUGGCUGUGGUGGCCGACGAUGGCAUCACACAGUUUGUGGUGCUAAGUGAUGGCAGUUACUUCGGAGAGAUCAGCAUCCUCAACAUCAAGGGCAGUAGGGCAGGGAAUCGCAGAACUGCCAACAUCCGCAGCAUUGGCUAUUCGGACCUCUUCUGCCUUUCCAAAGAUGACCUGAUGGAGGCGCUGACCGAAUAUCCAGAUGCCAAGGCCAUGCUGGAGGAGAAGGGACGACAAAUCCUGAUGAAGGACAAUCUUCUGGAUUUGGAGUUGGCUAAGCAAGGUCCCGAUCCCAAAGACAUGGAGGAAAAGGUGGUGAAGAUCAGCAGCGUUCUGGAUGAACUCCAGACUCGCUACGCCCGCCUGUUAGCCGAACACGAGGCAGCACAAGGAAAACUGAAGAAGCGCAUCACUAAACUAGAAAAGAAGAUCACAGACUCCAGCGGAGUGGAGAUCUCUGAGAUGGUGAAAGAAGAGAAAGAAUAAUAUGAAAGCUGCAGAUAAACCUGACAAAUAAACAAAUUAGUUUCAGAAUUUUGAAAAGAAGCCUUGUAUAUUUUGUGGUCCACCGUGGGUUUGGACUGGAUUUGUGGGGUUGGAUAAAACCAUAGAUUCAUAUCAGGUUUAUCCUUGACUGUCAGUCUGUGUUUGAACCAAUAUGAAAUGAAGAAAUCUGCUAAAUGUAAAUGUAAGAUAUAUUUUUUUGUACAGAUGAUUUGAUUUCACAGCUUUUAUCUGUGGUUAGUACUGAUUAUAUCAUGUUACAAACAUGUAAUGUAUUCUGUCAUGUCUUUCAUGAGAGAAUGUGAAGAUAAAAUAAAUUAUUUUUGUUAGCUUAUGUCUGUAUGAUCUAGUUUCAUUCAAAACAUUAGAGAGAAACACUAAUAAUGAUGCUGCUCUAGCAAUAUCAGCUAAAAGUUUAAUCAGGACCCAAAUGGGCUGUAAAAU